Sardina pilchardus (European sardine) is the source of this 9726-nucleotide messenger RNA. RefSeq names its product proline-rich coiled-coil 2C (gene prrc2c). The transcript has 35 exons. Lineage: Eukaryota; Metazoa; Chordata; Actinopteri; Clupeiformes; Clupeidae. Gene Ontology annotation, biological process: cell differentiation. Bases 423 to 9512 code for a protein of 3029 amino acids. The record is from RefSeq and is a predicted model, not a curated record.
UCGGCGCGAGCGGGGCCUCUUAACUAGAGCAGACCUGUCUCACACGAGACAACGGGAACAAAAAAUACACUGACAAACAGGACGAAUACAUGCGAACUGCUCAGUAUCGUCCAAAUUCGAAACGAUACGCAAGAGAAAGAAGAGCCACCUGAACGGGCACAAUAAAGCAGCGUGGCCCUUGCAAGUCAAGAGGAGCGUUUAGGUUGCUAGCACUUUAACUGGCUAGUUAGCUAGCUAGCCAGUGCAUUAGCAAGCUUUUGUAAUUCACCGGCUGCACACACACACGGAAAGCAAAGCUGGUCGAACACAGCCUCUUGCGCAGGCUAAACGAAAACCAUAAGUCAGUGAAGGGACCGGCGGAGACAGGAGGCUGGUUCUGAGGGGUGAGGCCGGAGGACCAGACUCAAUGAGUUUCCAGCGAAAUGUCCGAGAAGUCAGGGCAGAGCACCAAGGCAAAGGAUGGCAAGACCAAGUAUGCAACCCUUAGCCUCUUCAACACGUACAAAGGCAAAUCUCUGGAGACCCAGAAAACUGCAGUGGCUGCCAGACAUGGACUCCAGAGUUUGGGCAAAGUUGCGGUCAGUCGGCGCAUGCCCCCUCCGGCUAACCUGCCCAGCCUAAAGGCGGAGAACAAAGGCAACGACCCCAACGUCAACAUCGUACCCAAGGACGGCAGCGGCUGGGCCUCCCGUCAGGACCAACCCGGAGAAGAACGACAACAAGAGACCCCACCCCCUCAGCCCAAGCCUCCGGUCCCCCCGCCUCCGGAGCUCACUCUGGGCGCGAGCCGCUCGUGGGCCAACAGCAAGCCGCCGCCGCCGCCGCAGCCGGGCCAGGUGGACGCCGCCGCCGCCCCGCGCGUCAGCAGCCACUUCCAGCAGGAGUUCCCCACUCUCCAGGCGGCCGGGGAGGCCGAGAAGGCCGGCGAGCAGAAUGAGGAACCCUACGGCCCCGGCCCCAGCCUCAGACCUCAGAAUGUUGGCAGCUGGCGAGAGGGUGGGGGCAGGAAUCUGAACUCGGCCUCCAGCCCCUCGGAGAUGGAGAGCAAGCCCCCCGAGGAAGGUGGGGUGGCUCGCACCACCCCUUCUCCCACCGUCGACUCGGACGAAACGAGCAAAGCGGCGCCGGCCGAGGGCAGGAAGUGGGACCGGGUGCCCCCGCCGGCCCCGCCCCCCCAGCACAAGCUCAACGGGGCGCAGCAGCCUCCGGGCCCCGGCGUUCCCCCACAGUUCCAUGCCCAAUUCCGGGGAAUGAUGCCCCCAUAUAUGUUUCAUGCCUACCCUCAAAUGCCUUUUGCACCUGUGCAAGCAAACUUCAGAUACCCUGUGCCGCAAGAUGGAUCAAAUCCCAGGGGCCCCAGACCAGGCCCAAGGCCGCAGUCAUGGCAACAGGACCCUGACCGGCCCUCCAUCAUCAGUGCCACAGACCUGAAGGAACUGGACAACCUGGACACGGAAGCCGACGAAGGCUGGGCAGGAGCCCAGAUGGAGGUGGAUUACUCAGAAAAACUCAACUUCAGCGACGAUGAGGAAAACCAAGCAGCCAAGGAGAAAGGGGAGAAUUGGGAAUGGAUCGGUAAGAUGGAACGCAUGCGAGCGCGCGCUGCCGACGGCCAGGAGGUGUGGAAGGAGGGAGGCGAGGACCGGGGGGCCAGCAAAGGCUCAUGGGUAGACGCCGGCGACGGCAGGGCUCCCUCACCAGGCACCAUGGCCCAAUACAACAAGAUGGUCCCGCGAGACUACCAGGGUCAGCCAGUAGGCCGGCCGGUCGGUGGCAGCGGCGUUCCCGGCGUUCCCGGCGGUCCCAGAGUGCUGAAGCCUCCGCUGGCGGCGGGGGAGGAGGACUCGGAGGCGUGGCGUCAGAAGCGCAAGAAGCAGGAUCUGUCGGAGGCGGUGGAGCGCGCGCGGCGGAGGCGCGAGGAGGAGGAGCGCCGCAUGGAGGAGCAGCGGCUGGCCGCGUGCGCCGAGAAGCUCAAGCGGCUCAACGAGAAGCUCCGACCCGCGCCUGCCUCCAGCCCCACCGGAACCGCCACCGGAACCGGAACCGCCGUCGCCGCGCUCCCCUCCGAGCCCAAACACGUCUCUGCCGCUGCCGCUACCGCUACCACCCCCGGGGUCAGCGAUGACUCGACUCGAUGCCAUGAUGACUCAACGGGGCCCCGGUCCGACACCCCCACCCCCCAGCCCCCCCUCCAGCAGCAGCAGCAGCAGCAGCCGCCUGCGGUGCAGGGCCCCCCUCCUCCAGUCCCCUCGCCGGUGGCCCACGAGAGGCCCAAGUCCGGCACACAGGAAGAGGAGGAGCUCGCCGUGUCGCCACAUCCUCCCCCGCGGCAGCCGACCCCGCCGGCCCACCGGGCCCCAGCGGAGCAGGACGCCAGCGCAGCCGCCGGAGACGAGACGCAGCUGCAGCCGCAGCCCGACAGACCGCAGCCCCCCAUGAGAGAUUACUUCAGCUCGGACGAGUGUAGAGUGGAGGAGCCUCAGCUCUCCUUGUCCCGGCUCGACCCCUCCAGCAGUGAGGACGCCCCUCUGCAGGCUGCGGAGGCCGAAGGGGAGGGUGGAGCGGCCAUCCGGCCCGCGGUCAACUCCGGCUACUCCAAACAGUUCCAGAAGUCCCUUCCGCCUCGCUUCCUCAGACAGCAGGAGCAGCUGAAGCAGCAACAGUGGCAGCAACAGCAACAACAGCAGAGCAGCAGCGGUGGUGGUGGUGGUGGUGCUGGUGGUCCAGUAUCCCCCUCUGGUACCGGGGUGCCCGCUCCUCAGCACCGCUCCCUGUACCAGCCCCUGGGCCCGCACCCACAGCACCCCCAACACAUGCCCUCCAUGGGCUUCGACCCGCGCUGGCUCAUGAUGCAGUCGUACAUGGACCCCCGGAUGAUGUCGGGGCGCCCGCCCAUGGACAUGCCUCCAAUGCACCCAGGCAGGAUUCCCCCCAAGCAGCUGGUGCGUAGAGACCCGGCCGACAGCAGCCCGUCGGGCUCCGACUCUUUCGAUCACCUGACGCGCCCCAUCCGAGACCACGGCCUGCCUAACGAGCCGCCGCGCGUCGUGUGGGGCUCCGACGCGUACCCCCAAACUGAGCCUCUGCCCUCAGCAACCCCACCCAAAGGUCGCGAGGACGUCAAGGAACCAAGGCUGGACUCUGGGCUGGAGCUGGACCGGGGUCUCUCCUCCGUCUACUCCCAGGAGCACAGCCCCCUGGAGCCCCGCGGCAAGAGCGACUUCUUCAGAGACUCGUCGGAACCGCUGUCCGCAGCGUUCGGCCACGGGCCCGAGGAGGCGCCGGGCCUGCUGCAGGCCGACAGAGGACCCGCGGUCCCGUCCUUCGAGCCCGAGGAGGCCAGCCUUCCCUCCAGCGAGGACGUGGAGGCCCUCGGCAAGGCCGUGCUCAAGAGGAGCUUCUCCCAAGGCUCCAGCCACUCGCUGAAGCUGGACGAGCCGCGCUUCGAGGGCGUCACCCUGGCGACAAAGACGUUGGACUUGUCCGAGGGCGGCGGCGGCGGCGAGCGGCCGGACGAGAAACCCAGGAGGGAGCCGUUCGGACCGGGCCCGACCGGCAUCAACAACCGUUCCACGCCCCCCGCUAUUCAGACGGACGGUGGCGUCGGCAGCGUGCACAAAGCAGACAAACUCCCGCUGCCUCAGCCCGGUAAACAGAAGGUGGAAUCACGCUGGCCCUCCCGCAGUUCUGGCUCUGGAGGAGGAGGAGGAGGAGAACGACCCCUACGGCGCUCGGGCCCCAUCAAGAAGCCCGUCUUGCGUGACAUGAAGGAGGAGCGCGAGCUGAGGAAGGAGCGCGAGGAGCGGCACGAGAGGGGAGAGCGCGGCUCCAAGAAGGACUCCGGCGGCGGCGGCGGCACCAAGCCCCCCUCCUCUGCGGCCGCCGCCGUGCUGGAGGGACAGAAGCCCUCUGUGGAGAGAGAGAGAGAGGCCAAGAGGGAGACGACGUCCGCCGAGCCCGAGGACAGCGGGGCAGCCGGUGGUGCCGCCAAACCCAGAGACCGAGACAGAGACACACAGCUGUCCACGGGCCCUGCAGCCACGGCCAACAUCCCUGACGACAAAUCGGACAAACCAACUGGCAGCGACAAGCACCCGGAGCCCAAACUGCCCUCCCGGAAAGAGUCCAACCUGCCGCCUCGGUCCUACCGGCGCGAGGAACGGGAGCGGGAGCGGGAUCGAGAGAGGGAUCGGGAGCGAGACCGCGACCGGGACCGUGAUAGAGACCGUGAUCGGGACCGUGACGGGUACCGUGAUCGAGAGAAGGACAUUGACCGGGAUAAGGACUGGCCGAUGGACGCCAGCUUGCGGGGCCGCGGCCGAGGGGAGUACUACUCUCGCGGGCGCAGCUACAGGGGCAGCUACGGAGGCCGGGGACGGAGCAGCCGAGGCCGCAGCAAAGGCGAGUACCCGUACCGGGAGCCGCGCGCGCGCUCGGACCUGCCGCUCAGCGCCUCGGCCGCCGCCGGCCUCCGCUGCCGCGAGGAGAGCGAGACGCGCAGCGAGAGCUCCGACUUCGAGGUGCUGCCCAAGCGUCGCCGGCGGCGCGGCUCGGACACGGACUCGGAGAGCGAGGGCCACGAGUCGGCCAGCGACACGGGCGCUUCGGACCGCGAGCCCAGCGCCAAACCCGGCCGCCCGCUCCGACGGGAAUUGCCCGGGGAACCGCGCCCCGGACCCAAAGGUGGCGGCCCGUACGGCCCCGCUCACCUCCCUGACAAAGGCGGGAGCAAAGACGACGAAGGUCGGCCAAAACCGGGCUUCCUGCCCAAGGGGGAGCCCACGCGGCGAGGGAGAGGAGGACUGUACAGCAGGAGAGGAGGCGCAAGGGAGCGUGGAGCGCCCAGAUCGGCUCCCCUCAGGCGGCCUGGAGUCCGGGAGUCGUCCCAGUGGCCCUCCAAGCCCAUGGAGACCUUCCGUCCCGAGGACGCCGACACCUCGCGCAUGGACAACGCCCCGUCGGAUCGCCGCCUGCCCAAAUACGACGGGAAGCCGCGCGCGUUCGGCGAAGGAGCUCAGAACAGCAGGGAGCGGCCCAGGAGGCCUCGGCCGGCUCGACCGCCGCGGCAGGACAAGCCUCCUCGCUUCCGCCGGCUGAAGGAGCGCGAGGCGGCUGUGAUGGCCGGAGAGGCGUCGCCGUUGGGCUCUGCGCCGCUCACCGUCUCCCCGACGCUCUCCAAAGCCCCCGGCACCCCCGUCACCCUCCCGGAGGGCACCGCUGCAGCUCUGCCCCCCACGCUGCCCCCGACCUCCGCUACCGGCUCGGCCACGCCGGCCACGUCCACCUCCACCGCCACGCCGCCCGAGCUGCCCUCUGGCACGGACGCCAUGCUGCCCUCUGAUGUGCCCGCUGCAGCUGCAGCCGCCGCCACCACCACCGUGGCCGCCGUAGGCAGCAGCAAGUCCCCCGACCUGUCCAAUCAGAACUCGUCGGACCAGGCCAACGAGGAGUGGGAGACGGCGUCCGAGAGCAGCGACUUCAACGAGCGGCGGGAGCGCGAGGAGCGCAAGGGCGCGCUGGAAGCCGCUACGUCGGCCUCCGCCGCUUCAAUGACGACCGCAUCCGCCGCCUCCUCCUCCUCCAACGCCGCGGCUCCGGCCUCCUCCGGCCCCAUGUACCAGGGCUCGGCGCCCCACAGCAGGAGCCCCACCGAGGGAGGGGUCACCCCCAAACGCGAGGCGGCGGCCAGCGCCAAGCGCAGCUUCUCCAGCCAGCGGCCCGCGGACCGGCAGAACCGCAGGGGCAACAGCGGCGCCAAGCCGGGCCGAGGCUACGCCGGCGCCAAGGGAGAGAGGAGAGGAGGAUCCGGCGCCAAACCUGGACGCAAAGGUGCUCAGAACCCAGAGUCUGGCCCGGCCGGAUCGGGUCAGAAGGGCGGGAAAGAGUCGUCCUCUCGCCGCAAAGACGAGGCCAAACAUGCCGCCAAGAAACCCAAGGAGAAGGUUGAUGCCCUGUCCCAGUUUGACCUGAACAACUACGCCAGUGUGGUGAUAAUUGACGACCAUCCUGAAGUAACAACACUAGAGGACCCCCAGUCCAGUGCCAAUGAUGACGGAUUCACGGAGGUGGUCUCCCGGAAACAGCAGAAACGCCUGCAGGACGAGGAGAGGAGGAAAAAAGAGGAACAGACUGUACAGAACUGGAGCAAAAAGGGUUCCGGGGAGAAAGGCCGAGGAGGCGGAGGCUCCAAGCUUCCCCCUCGCUUUGCUAAGAAGCAGCAGCAGGUAUCCCAGCAACCGCAGCAGCAGCAACAACAGCAACAACAGCAGCAGCAGCAGCAGCAACAGCAACAACAGGCCUCUCAGCAGAGCCAGGCUGCCCCUUCUGCACCCCAGCCACCACCACCACCACCGCAGCAGCAGCAGCAGCAGCAGCCACAGCCACAGCAGCAGCCCCAGACUCCCCAGCUUCCACAGCCACAGCCAGCCAUCUCCGUAUCCCAGCAUGGCCACCAGCCCCCAGCCCAGCCUGCUAGCUCCCCCCAGCCUCAUGAGGGCGCUGUGCCCCUGCCCUCUGCCCCUGUGGACUUCCCCACGACCAAGACGCAGACACACAGCACCCUCGGCACCGAGCUUUGGGAGAAUAAGGUGCCGGGGUCCGCUGUCCUCGCGGACGUUAAGAAACUUGGACCCAUCAGUCCUCCUCAGCCUCCCUCUGUCAGUGCCUGGAAUAAACCACUCACCUCCUUCACUGGGACAGUCACUCCUGAGGGGGUGAAGUCCAUCGUAGACCCUGGCGUUGAGCUGGGCAUGGACAGCAUCCAGUUUGGUGCCCCGUCCUCGGCGGGCAGCACGGACAGCGACGGCGUGCCCGCCCUGCUGGAGAAGGGCUCCGAGAACAAGCUACCUGAACCCAAAGAGCAGAGGCAGAAGCAGCCCCGCGCCGGACCCAUCAAGCCUCAGAAGCUCCCAGAAAUUGCUCCCCCGGAGCCAAAGGAGUACAAACCGGGCCCCAUCGGCAAGGAGCGCUCGCUCAAAAACCGCAAGGCCAAAGAUGGCCGCCAGUCGGAUGUCGAGGGCUUGGAUAAGGGCGUCCCAGGGGGUAGCAGAGACCGGGACUCCACCUCCCCCAACAAGGACACCAAGGUGCCCGAGCUCGGGGGAGAAAUCGAGGGCAUGAUCACCGUACCCUCUGCAGAAUAUUCCAGCAGCUCCAAGGAGUCUGUGACUGACUACACCACACCCUCCUCCUCACUGGCUGAUAAUGUCCCCACUGCGGGCAGCAAGAUGGAAGAGAGCAUUGUGGCCAAUGUGGCCCUGCCUCUGCCCCUGCCCCGCAGAGAAGCUCUCCAGCAGAGCUCCAGCCUCACUACUGUCUCUCCCGCUACUGUAGACCUGACACUUAAGAUGGAGUCGGCGCGCAAGGCGUGGGAGAACUCACCCAGCCUGGUGGAGAAGAGCUCGCCCGUGACCUCCUCGGCGUCCCCCAUCACCAGCGGAGGAGGAGCCGGCAGCGCCUCCUUCAGCUCCUUCUCCAGCGCCUCCAUGCCUCAGAUCCCCGUGGCCUCCGUCACACCCAGCACCUCCCUAUCAGGAUCGGCCACGUAUACGACCUCCUCCCUGAGCACCAAGACCACCUCGGCCUCGGACCCUCCCAACAUCUGCAAGGUGAAGCCCCAGCAGCUGCAGGUGGGCAGCAGCAACUUCUCCCAGCUGGGCUGCGUGCCCUCCCUGUUGCCCCAGCAACAGCAGCAGCAGACGCCGCAGGUGUUCGUCUCCCAGUCUGCAGCAGCCCAGAUCCCAGCGUUCUACAUGGACACUGGUCACCUGUUCAACCCGCCUCACCCACGCCUGGCCCCCCCCUCGCAGGGCUACCAGCCUGGGCUCCCGCAGGUGCACCACCCCCCCGGGCCGGCCAGCUCGUCCCCCAGCAUGCUCUCCACACGGGACCCAUAUUCCAGUGCCCAGGCCCAGACCCAGCUGCUCAUGUCUGCAGCCGCCACCAUGCCCAAAUACUCGAUCCCUAAUCUGAUGGCUCGGUUUCCUCCCGCCCAGCCGACGCCCGUGCAGCAGAUCCCCAUCCCCAUCUACGCCCCCCUUCAGGGCCAGCCUCAGCACCAACACCAACACCAACAUCAGCACCAACACCAACACCAACACCAACACCAGCAUCAGCAUCAGCAUCAGCACCAACCUCAACUGGGCCUCAGCGCCGGCCCCCCCGUCUCCCAGCCACAGGACCUGUUCGGCUCCUCCAUACAGCCAUACAGGUCCCAGCAAGCUUUCAUGCAGAGCAGCCUGUCGCAGCCGUCUCCCAUGAUGCUGUCCGGCACGGCGCUGCACAGCUACCCUGGCGUCCAGCCUCCGGACCUGGGCAAGCCUCAGUCCAGCCUGGCCUUCCAGCAGACCUCCAGCACCCAGCACAUCCCCAUCCUGUUCGAGCCGCAGCUCAACCAGCCCUCCGGCAUGGGCGGCUCACAGCUCAUCGACACACACCUCCUACAGGCCCGUCAGGGGAUGAGUCAGCACUCAAAUCUGUACUCGGGCCAGAUGCAGCAGCAGCACACGCACACCCAGAACAGCUACUACAGCUCCACACAGAGCCCCAGCUCCGGACUACAGCAGGUGACUGUGCCUCUGCCAGGCUCUCAGCUGUCUCUGUCCAACUUUGGCUCCGGCGCCGGGCAGCCUCUCCUGGCGCUGCCGCAGUCUUUGCCACCUACGCCACCACAGGCACAGCCCCCCAGCCUGAGCCGCCAGCCCCCCACCAACCAGAGCUACCGCGGCCUCAUCGGACAGAACACCCACACCCACGCCCACACACACAGCAUGAUGCCACCCUCCAGCAAGAUGUGUGAGAUGGACCUGAAGCUGUUUGGCAGCGGAAUGGACGUCAAACCCGGGACGCCCCCUGUCAGCGCACGAAGCACUACGCCCACCUCCAGCCCAUACAGGGCGAGCUCGACUAGCCCCAGCAGCCAGUCCAGUAAGAUGAACAGCAUGCUGUACCAGAAGCAGUUCCAGUCGGGCUCCGGCGGCAUGCGCAUCGCCCAGCCCUUCCCUGGCCAGUUCAACCCACAGAUUCUGUCUCAGCCCAAUCUGGUGUCUCCUCUGGUGCGACCUGGCCACUCCAACUCCUUCCCUGGAGGGAUGCAGCGCAACCCCAUGGGUCCUCUGGUGUCGCCCUCCAUGAACACGGGCCUGAUGCCCCACCCUCGGCCCCAGCAGCACCCUCCGCGCGGACCCCCCGGACCUCCCAUGAUCCCGCGGGGCUCCCAUUCCGCCAUGAAGGCAGCGGAGCAGGACCUCAAGGCCAAGCAGCGAGCUGAGGUGCUGCAGUCCACCCACAAGUUCUUCUCUGAGCAGCAGCAGCAGCUGAAGGCCGCCGUCAGCAAGCCUGUGGUGGUGCGGAUGGAGGCCGGCGGCAAGCCCGUGGACAGCGUGGCCCCCAACCACCAGGGCGGCGCUCCAGAGCGCACCGAAGCCGACAAGCCCGCCGCCAUGAGCGUGGCCAAGCCUAUACGGACCGGACCCAUCAAGCCGCAGUCCAUCAAGCCAGAGGAGGGCAAGUAGAGCGCCCCCUACGCCCCACACCUGGACAUGCGGCCUCUGUCUGUCUCCAGCCACCAGGGGAGGGUUGGACUGACAGCCAGACGGAUUGAUUGAUUGAUUGAUGAAUGGAAUGGACAGAUUAGAUGGCAUACGUGGAUCUAGAGAAGAAGAAAUCCUACACGCCCACGCACCCACACACACCCCCCUCACCUCACACCCUGUAGAGAGAUGGGGA